Messenger RNA from Cygnus olor (mute swan), 2028 nucleotides. Its product is annotated as immunoglobulin epsilon heavy chain-like. NCBI's taxonomy places the organism in Eukaryota, Metazoa, Chordata, Aves, Anseriformes, Anatidae. Gene Ontology annotation, biological process: phagocytosis, recognition; phagocytosis, engulfment; positive regulation of B cell activation. The record is from RefSeq and is a predicted model, not a curated record. Gene Ontology annotation, molecular function: antigen binding; immunoglobulin receptor binding. Gene Ontology annotation, cellular component: external side of plasma membrane; immunoglobulin complex, circulating; blood microparticle.
UGCAAAGGGGUUGUUCAGAAAAGGCUGCAAAUCUGUGUAGAGUUGGAAGGAAAUCAGCCUUCAGUGCUGAAAGGACAGGACAUUUCUCCGCUGACCCAAAGUGAGGAAGGCCUGAACUCUCUACCUCACCCUGCAAAUUCCUCUGGAGAAGCCUGCAAUGUUCCUCUGGCUGCUGGUCGUCACCUUUGCUGCAGCCCCUGAAGGUACCCUUUCCAACAUAAAAAUGGUGGCAUCUGGUCCCAAGGAGGGGAAAGUCUUCGGAUCAGUCCCACUCACCUGCACUGUAACAGGAGCACCUUUGGAUAGCCCUCGCUAUGACUGGAAUUAUGUCCGUCUGGCUCCAACAGGGGAGCUGCAAUUUCUAGCGUGGAUCUAUCCUUUUGGGAAUAACACAGGCUAUGCCCCACCUUUCCAAAGCCGAGCCACCAUCUCUGCAGAUAAAGCCAAAAAAAAGGUUUCCCUGCAGCUGCAUGCCCUUACAGCCAUAGACACAGCCACCUACUUCUGUGCCAGACAGCACACCAUAUAAUCAAUGGCUGUGGAAACAGACAAGCUUGUAUUUGGAAGUGGGAUCACUUUCUCAGUUGAACCAAACAGACAAGAAUAUUCUACACCAGAAGUCAUUGCACUUAAAUCAAAUGAACCCAAACAAUAUAGCAGCAAAUUUAACAUAGCUUGUUUGGCAAGGACAUUCUACCCUAAGAACAUCAGUCUUGAUGGGCCUGAGGGUCACAUUGUAUAUGAUCUGAAGGCACCUCUUGUCACAUCAGAGGGGAUGUACAGUACCUGGAAGGUAAUUGGAGUAACACCAAAUGCAGAGGGGACCUGCAAGGCUGUGCACAAGAGGAAUGAGACGGCAGCCAGCACAAUCCUGCCAGAAGAGAAAGCUGAAGAACUGGUGACAGGGAAUGCUUGCAACAUUACAGAUGCCUCUACAAAAGAUGUCAAAAUGGAAAAAAUGAAUAUGCUCUUCAUGGCUGUUUUGUGUUUGAGAGUCCUGCUGGCAAAAAGCAUUGCCUUCAGUACACUCAUGACUAUCAAGCUAUUCAUCUUUGAGGCUAGAUCAGAGCACCUCAGGUUACAUCAAAAAUCUUCUGCUGGCAGCUUCAAGUGGAGAAAGUCUGGAGAAAAGUCCAGACAAGUGAAGACUACAAAGGGAGAAUCCCCAAAUCCAACAAAUUUGAAAAAGGGGAAGGAAAAAAGUAGGUGGGAGAAUUCUGAAGAUCAAGUACACAAAAUGACCAAAAAGAUUAUCCAGUUUAUUCUGAAUUCACAGAAAUUAGGCACAACUUCAUUAAACAAAUGUUGCUCUUUCAGGUACUGGGUAAGUGAGCCAGCGACAGGCUGAAGAGUGGGAGAAAACAUGUAACAGUGUAAUUUAAACACUGUGGCUCAACUUUGCUGCCAAUAAACAUCUAAGGAACCGAAGAAGCAAUACCCCUUCCCAGUUCCUGUAGAUCUGAGUCCCAUCACUUUAUCAAGGUGCUCUUCAGUUAACACCAUCUGAAAGCUUUCUUAAACAGUUAAUAUUGUUGAACUCUUGUCUUGCUAAGUUUCAUUAAUCAUUACAACAAUUUUUUGUUAUAUUUGAUUCAUAACAGAAAUUGUCUUCAACCUACUGCUAAGCAGGAAUACUUAGAUGUCCUACUCCUCUAUCCACUGCACUGAAGUACCCAAGGUGCUUAGAUAGUUUUGAAAGCUUAAAACUGAGCUUUAUACUUACUAUGCUUUAAAAGUAGCAUCUCUAUUCGUAUUACAUUACUGUCUACAAAAGUAAUGCCAUACUGCUUAGGGAUCCCAGGCAGAGAGGAAGCGUUAUAUGGUUUUAAUUUUUAGAUGCUUUUAUUAGUGCUAAUUUUCUAGUGUAGGUGAACAUAUUUCCACUGGACCUGAAGGAACUCAUGUUACACAGAUAUAUAGUAGGAUUUUCCUUUGCUCCUCCGGAAACUUUCUUCUCUUUGUCGGGUAUAUGGAGCCAAUAUUUUAGGUUUCUUAAUAAAGAUCAAAAUAAAAUUUUAUUAUGCUGAA